Molecule: messenger RNA, 2649 nt
Organism: Rhinichthys klamathensis goyatoka
Lineage: Eukaryota; Metazoa; Chordata; Actinopteri; Cypriniformes; Leuciscidae
Gene: prkg2
Product: protein kinase cGMP-dependent 2
Exons: 19
Coding region: 140-2449 (769 amino acids)
Biological process (GO): protein phosphorylation
Molecular function (GO): ATP binding; cGMP-dependent protein kinase activity
Source: RefSeq, a predicted model, not a curated record
UGACACAUGCCCAGUGUGUGCGCGUGAACAGAAGGGAGCUGCUGACCGGGGCUGCUGGCCAAACACACAACACUCUGUCAACCGUCUUCUUUUAAGAGUACAAGAGUUCCUCUACACGAAAACGAAUAAAAGUGCCAAAAUGGGAAAUGGUUCUAUGAAGCUGAAUCCUCUCAAGCAGGUCAGUGGCUCGGCCAAAUCCAAAAACAAUGGGGAAACAAGCUCAGUUCCUCAAGUCCUCAGAGUUAGAGUGGAAGAGUUAGAGAGUCAACUGAAGAAGAAGGAUGAAGACUUGAAUGCCAAGGAGCUUCAGAUCAAACAUCUAGAGGAGCAGUUGGCUCAGCAGAGACAGGCCAUUUCAGAGAUAUCUGAUGCUUUGAGGAACAAGUGUCUCCAACUCAACAAGCUGCAGGAUGCACUGAAGAAUCAAGGGGAGUUGGGUCUCCUGCCAUCACCUAUCAAGGAAAAGGUCAGUCAGUGUCUCACAGGCCUGCUCAGAGAUACCCUCAACAGGAGGAAAGGAGCAAAAGCUGGAGUUUCUGCAGAGCCUUCAUCCAGAACGUAUGAUUCCAGCGGUAUACCAAAGUUCUACUUUGAGAGUGCACGAGUCUGGAAAGAGCAAAGUGUAAAGAAGCUCCUCACCGAUGCUUUAAAUAAGAACCAGUAUCUGAGGAGACUGGAAGUGCAACAGGUCAAAGACAUGGUGGAAUGCAUGUAUGAGCGGACGUACCAGCAAGGAGAAUACGUCAUAAAACAAGGAGAGCCGGGAAACCACUUGUUUGUGCUUGCAGAUGGCAAGCUGGAUGUCUAUCAGCACAACAAACUGCUCACAUCAAUAGCAGUCUGGACCACAUUUGGUGAAUUAGCCAUCUUGUACAAUUGCACCAGGACUGCAUCGGUCAAAGCGGCCAGCAAUGUGAAAACAUGGGCCCUCGAUCGAGAAGUCUUUCACAACAUCAUGCGGAUGACUGCCGAGGCUCGACACGAGCAAUACCGCCACUUCCUGAGGAGUGUUUCACUUCUUUCUAGUCUACCUGGGGACAAACUAACUAAGAUUGUGGACUGCUUAGAGGUGGAGUAUUAUAAUAAAGGAGACUACAUCAUCCGGGAGGGAGAAGAAGGAAACACUUUUUACAUAAUCGCCAAUGGAAAGAUUAAAGUCACACAGAGCACACAGGAUCAUGAAGAGCCUCAGAUCAUCAACACCUUGGGGAAAGGGGAUUAUUUCGGAGAGAAGGCCCUCAUCAGUGAUGAUGUCAGAUCUGCAAAUAUAAUAGCAGAUGAGGAUGGGGUGGAAUGCCUUGUCAUUGAUCGAGAAACCUUCAGUCAAACUGUUGGAACUUUUGAUGAGCUUAAGAAGUACCUCCAGAGCUAUGUCGAGAAUUUAGCACGAGACGAUAAGAAAAGAAAGGCUAAAAGGUCGGGAAGCUGCACCCCACCAACCACACCAGUGUCACAUGAUAUGAUAGAGCUGAAAGAGACAGAGAGCAGCUUUGCAUCCACUAUACCCUUCAGCUGCCUCGAGGUUAUUGCCACGCUGGGAGUUGGGGGCUUUGGCAGAGUUGAAUUGGUGAAAGUGAAGCAUGAGAAUGUGACGUUUGCUCUGAAAUGCAUCAAGAAACGGCACAUCGUGGAUAACAGACAGGAAGAGCACAUCUACUCAGAGAGGAGGAUCUUGCUUGAAACAAACUCUCCUUUUAUUGUAAAAAUGUACUGCACUUUCAAAGACAACAAGUAUGUAUACAUGCUGUUGGAGGCAUGUCUGGGUGGAGAAAUCUGGAGUCUUCUGAGAGACAGGGGGAGUUUUGAUGAGUACACUACCAAGUUCUGUGUGGGCUGUGUAACAGAGGCCUUUGACUACCUACACAACAACGGCAUCAUAUACAGAGACCUGAAGCCUGAGAAUCUGAUGCUGGAUACAGAUGGAUACGUCAAAUUGGUGGAUUUUGGCUUUGCUAAGAAGCUCAAGUGUGGCCAGAAGACCUGGACGUUCUGUGGGACUCCAGAGUAUGUUGCACCUGAGAUCAUUCUCAAUAAAGGUCACGGUCUCAGUGUGGACUUCUGGUCUCUUGGAAUCCUGAUCUUUGAACUUCUUACAGGAAGCCCCCCCUUUACUGGCUCAGAUCAGAUGAUUAUAUACACAUUCAUUCUGAAAGGAAUUGAGAAGAUGGAUUUCCCUAAAAAGAUCACCAAGAGGCCAGGUGACCUUAUCCGAAAGCUGUGCAGACAAAACCCUUCAGAGCGACUGGGCAAUCUAAAGAAUGGAAUAACUGAUAUUAAAAAACACAGAUGGUUUACAGGAUUUAGCUGGAGUGGUAUGAAAUCCAGAAGUCUGAUAUCACCACUUAAAAGAGAGGUGAAGGGACCCACUGACCACAGUUACUUUGACAGUUAUCCUCCUGAAGAAGAAAUCCCUCCAGAUGAAAUGUCGGGUUGGGACACCGACUUCUAACUGACCCCUCGAUGCACCCAUGUGCUCAAACAUUUUGAGUUAAACAAAACUCUUCUGCCGUUUGUCAUCUCCAACAUGCCAGCCUUUUCCCCAAGGAACCUUAGACCAUGAAGCCAACAGAACCCGUGUAUGUGUUGCAACAAUGGACUCCUUGACCGAAGGCUGCUGUUAGUGCAGUGGGAGGCACAGCAGAGGAGGAG